Molecule: messenger RNA, 1320 nt
Organism: Eucalyptus grandis
Lineage: Eukaryota; Viridiplantae; Streptophyta; Magnoliopsida; Myrtales; Myrtaceae
Product: protein BIG GRAIN 1-like B
Exons: 3
Coding region: 1-1320 (439 amino acids)
Biological process (GO): auxin-activated signaling pathway
Source: RefSeq, a predicted model, not a curated record
AUGUACAGAUUCGAGAGGGCACUGAAAGAGGAGAGGUAUCUCCGGGAGAUGAAGAAGAAGGAGAGCGGCAACAGCGCCUCCUUCUCGUCCACGCUCCUCGACGAGAUCUACAGGUCCAUCGACGAGUGCGAGCCGAGGCGCGAGCCGGAGCAGCAGAGGUCCUGCAGGGAGGCGCCGUCCAAGAAGCAGCAGGGCCCGCGGUCCGCCUCUUCCGUCGAGAAGCAGCGCGGCAGCGACAGGGCCAACGCCGCGGCGGCGGACGCGAGGAGGAGCUAUUUCUCGCAGGAGCUGCCCAGGAAGCCCAAGUACGAGCCCGACCACGACAGCGACGCGCUGUACUUUAGCUCCACUUCCAUCUCCUCCGACUCGAGCUCGGGCGGGUUCUCGUUCUCGGACACCGAGUCCGUCAGGGGCGCGAGAACGACGACCAGUUCGUCGUCUUCUUGCUUCGCGCCGUUCAGGCUCAAGCCCGUGAGGACGAGAGUCGUCGCCGCCGCCAAAAGGGAGGAGAUACGGCACGGUCCGUUUGGCGAGCGGAGAGAGGGCCAAGAAGACCAGGGCGGCGUCUUCAGGUCCGCGGCGUCGAGGAUCUGCGCCAACCUGAAGAAGGUGAAGCAGCAGCCGGUCUCGCCCGGCGGGAGGCUAGUGAGCUUCAUCAACUCCAUCUUCAGCGCGACGCCGAAGAGCGCGAGGAGGUCCGAUCCCACAGAGGCGAACCUCGAGAGGAAGUUGAAGUCGGGGCAAGCUUCUUCUUCCGCUUCUACGUUUUCCACUGUUUCUUCGCUCUCGAGGCCGUGCCUGAGCAAGCGCUCGCCCUCGACGCGAGAGCGGUUCCGCAGCAGCGGGGCCAAGAGGACGGUCCGUUUCUACCCGGUGAGCGUCAUCGUCGACGAGGAUUGCAGACCCUGCGGCCACAAAUGCCUACAUCAAGAAGCAGGAGGAGGAGGAGAAGGAGAAAAACAGAGCAGCUCUGUCUCUCUCUCGGUGCCAACAGCUUGGAGAAUUGGGAAAUCUCAGCCUAGGAAAAUCGACCAAGAUCGGGGUGUCAAUCUGAAAGAUCUGUUGAUGGAGAAGAGCAGGCGGUUCGAAGAGAAUGCGAGAGAGUUGCUCAGAGAUUAUCGUGAGAAUCAGAAGAAGGGUUUUGAGUUGAAGGCGAUUAAUGAUGAGUAUAGUGCAGAGCUUCCUGUGUACGAGACAACUUCUGUUGAUAAGUGUCGGGCCAGUGGGAAGGGGUACAGACUUGCGAUUUUAUCAUUUACGGAUCACCACAUUGCUAGGCUAAAUGAAACCAGAUUGCAUGAAAAACCUGUUGAGUGUUGA